Molecule: messenger RNA, 6469 nt
Organism: Xiphophorus couchianus (Monterrey platyfish)
Lineage: Eukaryota; Metazoa; Chordata; Actinopteri; Cyprinodontiformes; Poeciliidae
Product: 5-hydroxytryptamine receptor 4
Exons: 8
Coding region: 563-1861 (432 amino acids)
Biological process (GO): positive regulation of MAPK cascade; regulation of appetite; chemical synaptic transmission
Cellular component (GO): plasma membrane
Molecular function (GO): G protein-coupled serotonin receptor activity
Source: RefSeq, a predicted model, not a curated record
GUGUAUUUUUCAAAUUGACUUUGUUUAGUCGAGAAGUUGUGUCUCCAGGCAUUUAUGGUGCGUUCACAUCAAAUGCAUAUUGAGCCUCAGGUGCGUUUACAUUCAAAGUCUAUGUGGAGGCGUGUCAAGGGCAGUUCCGGCGCAUUUUGAACCGUUUUGAGCGUCGAGCGCGUCCGCAUAGAAUUUUAAAGUAAACCAGACCCGCCUGACGCUCAAAACCCGUUUGGUGUGAAUGCACCAAAAGUGCACACACGUCGAACUUGAAUCGUCAAACGCGUUUUUGAGGCGCGUAACGCGUUUGGUGUGAACGCACCAUUACUGAGGCAUAAAGUCCUGUUAUUCUGCGCUUGACAGUAGGUGGUUACCAUAGCAACCAGUAUCUGACAGCUCAUCCGCUUUUUCUGUUGGCGUUUGUAUCUGUGGUAUUAGCUCUGUGUUUUCAUUACAAGGGCAGAAGCUGCUGGACGGAUGUUAACCACCAACUGGAUUUCCUCUUUUGUAAGGGCCAUAGCAUGGGGUGAUGAGGACUCUCCUCGGCUGACCUCGGUGCAGAUGACUAGGGAUGGCCACAGCAUCACCUCCACAUUUUUUGGACGACGUAAUAAAUGAUGGGCAACAGCAGCAGGAGCAGCAAGAAUUCUUGAGCUCUUUGGAGACGGUUUUUCUCACCAUCUUCCUCUCCGUCAUCAUUAUUUUGACUAUGUUUGGCAACCUGUUGGUUAUGGUUGCUCUCUGCAAGGACAGGCAUCUGAGAAGAAAAAAGACCAGCUACUUCAUCGUCUCUCUGGCUUUUGCUGACCUGCUGGUUGCGCUGCUUGUGAUGCCCUUUGCUGCCAUCGAGCUAACCACUGGCCAGUGGCACUUUGGAGAAAUUUUCUGCCUGGUGCGAACCUCUCUGGAUGUUUUAUUGACCACGGCAUCCAUCCUUCACCUCUGCUGCAUUGCACUGGACAGAUAUUACGCCAUCUGCUGCCAGCCGCUGGUCUACAGAUAUAAGAUGACCCCAGUCAGAGUGGCACUUAUGCUCAUCGGUUGCUGGGUCAUCCCCACAUUUAUCUCCUUCCUACCCAUCAUGCAAAAGUGGAACACUAUUGGUAUAGAGGACAUUAUUGAAGAGAAGCAAUCCCUUUCGGGAGGCUCCAACACAAGUUGUGUGUUUCUGGUCAACCAGCCUUACGCCUUGAUCUGCUCUGCUGUCGCCUUCUACGUGCCGCUGGCCCUCAUGGUUUUAGCCUAUCAGCGCAUCUAUGUCACUGCCAUGAUCCAUGUCAGGCAGAUAGAGACUCUUCACCGUGCCGGCUCCUUUCCGCCUACACAUUCGGACCAGGUCAUGACCAUACAGUCUUCCAACUCCUCGGAUCCACGGAAUCACUACCGCCUGAGGACAGCAACCGGGCUCUUGUCCUCAGAACAGUCUCAAAGAAGACACAGACGCAUGCGCAUUGAGACGAGAGCAGCAAAGACACUGGCGAUCAUAAUGGGCUGCUUCUCCCUGUGCUGGGCGCCAUUUUUCAUCACGAAUGUGGUGGACCCCUUCAUCCAUUACUCUGUACCCUGGCAGGUUUGGACAGCCUGGCUGUGGCUGGGGUACAUUAACUCAGGAUUGAACCCCUUCCUGUAUGCCUACCUGAACCAGGCUUUUCGAAGGGCGUUCCUCGUGAUUCUUUGCUGCGGAGACGACCGUUACACUCAGCAGGGCACCUGCUCCACAGGCUUCCACAGGCCAUCCUCCGUCCAGUCAGUCAAUGGGACCUCCAUGGCUCUGAGAUUGUCCUUCCUGCCAAACAGAAGCUACAGCGAUAAUGGCCAGACAAUCCUUGCCAUCGAACAAGAGUCUCAGGACUCUCUUGGGCCCCUGUGAGGAUAACUUUACGGGAACAGAACUGUGAACUGCUCAUCAGAUUUAGGGGACAUUUAACGCCAAUGUCUUGGCAUCUGUGAUCUUAAAGAGUGUACUUUAAUGCUAGCUGAUUUUCCAUAGUGAUGCAGUUCCCUCAUGAUCCUUGGCUGUUUCAUAACAGCAAUGUAAUAGCUCAGUGAAGAUGAACUCUGCUUACAGAAUGUGACAUACAAGACAACUGCUGCUACUCUUAAAAUCUAAUGUUUAAUUUAAAAAAAAGUACAAUAUAAGUGCAUUUUUGAGGUAAGCAUAAAGCAUAUUGAGGUUGAAAUGGAGAUCUGAUGUUACGCUUUUAUUUUAUAUUUUGAAAUGUACAAACUCAAUGUGAUUUUUGAGCACUAGAUGGCAGUAAAGCAACCAUUGAUGUCCUUCUUGCCAAAUGGGAAGGCAGAAUAUGAUAUUUCAAUUAAUAACUGACAAUGAAAAGCUGAUAAAUGAAUGUAUCUUAACAAUAACAAGGGUUUACCUCCAUUCGGUUUUUGAUGUCUGGUUGAACGCUGACUGUCUCCAGCCCAGAAAACGUCUCCCAAAUUAUGAAUUUUAAGGUGGAUAAAAAGCCAUCCAUUGAUUCAUAUCCGUUUUUUCUUUAUUGUUCAACUCUCUUUUUUCCCCCUUUCACUCAUGAGCUUAGGCUUUAAAUUUCAUGAAUCAAAAUAAAAAUAAUUUUGGUUCAUGCUUCAGCAAAAGGGAGCUUGUUUAAAUCUUAUGAAGCAUUAUGAUCUGAUGCAAAUCUCAUUGAUCAUGUUUAUUAAAUAUAAACAUGAUAUAUAUAUUUUACAAAAUUCUUGAAAUUUCUUGCAAUUUCAAUUAAGUAACUAAGGUCAAAUUACAACUUAUAGUUUAAUUUCUUUUCAUCCGUGUCUUGGAGCUGUAAUCUAAGACCUCCUAGUUACCAUAGAUAUAAUUGACACAGAUACCCAUUUUUUGCUCUCUCUGUAAAAUUAGUAGAAAGUACUACAUGGAAAUAUCUUUUUCACAAUCAGAGUAAGACUUCAAAAGUUUCAAACAAGGUGUGACCAACAAAGGCGAGUGAAGUUCUAGCUUAUAUCUCUAGCACACAGAGUGAGGACAAUGGAGGGUAAACUAAAAGAGGGAAAAAUGCUCGAUUGCCCAUCGUUGUGCAACUGCAGCAAUGAGUGACACACCUAUCACUAUGUAUCCAUAACGACCAUUGGACUCCAUCUACAAGGCAGGAAAAGCCUUAGCUCCUAUAAUCACAUACCAAACGCUGCUGGAACUUUAACUGGAACUGUGUGGUGUGGUUAAAUGAUACGAAGAUUGAGAUUUAUUUUUUCCUAGCAAACACUCAAGGGGAGUCUCUAAGAAAAAGGAGUAAUAUGUGGGAAUGCUACCUGUUAGGUGUAGUGGAGGUUCUGUUUCUCUUCCAAAGGUGGCAUGUUAGAGUGUAUAGUCUCUGGACAUUUUGGAAUCCUAGGUGGUUUUAAAUAAAAAUCCAGUGACUUCUGCCAGAAAACUGAAAAUAGAUGGCUCUUAGGUCUUUCAGCAGGAUAAUUGUGGUCAACUCAAGACAAAUGACUCACUACACUCAGUAACAACCUUUUUUUCUUGGUCAUGUCAUGUUGCUUCAGAAAGCAAGGAGAACUGAAGAGAAUAGAGACUGUAAAGAGGAACUGUCAAAGCGUUUCUCAAAAAUGUAUUUUAAUUCAAAAUGAAGAGAACAGCAGUAAUAAAAUAUUUUUUAACUGAUUACCUGAUUGGAAAUAACAUAGAGCCUUCUUGCAAUCAUACAUCAGAAGGAAUGCAUUACCCUUUUAAAAACAUUUUACUCCUGCACACUUUAGUGCGUCCUAUCUGAUCCUAAGGCUUUGUCUCACAGUCCCACAGAGCCGAUGCAGUAUUUUGGUUUUACUCUAAGGUGGUGCUAACAACAGAAAGAUAUUUUUAACCAUACAAGACAUAAAGCCAAUAGUUUGUCCUUUUAAGGACCGAAGGAAACCAGUAGUGUUGCUAUUUUGGUGAGAACCAAGGGCUAGCUGCCUUUUCUUUAACAAAUCGGUCCACUGAGAGGGGAAAAAUGUUUCUUAUUUCAUUCAACACAUAAGAGGUCAGGCUGACCUACAACUUUAAAAUAAGAGUCGUCUUACUUUGUCUGAGAAAUAAGCAUGUGCGAAGUGGCUGCCAUGUGAUCACAUCAAAACAGAAUAAGUUUCCCAAAUCAAUUGACUUUUUUAGCCAUAUAUUUGCUCUUCUGCUCUAAAACAAAAAAGAAAAACUGAUAUUUAAAAGUAGUUCGAACAAGAUUACUGACUCAGGUAGUGAUGGCCAUCUGAAGCCAGAUGUGUGGGUGUACCGAGUAAAAAGGGGGCGUGUCAGAUUAAGUCACGCUUCGAUGCUUGUUUCGUCUUGCUGAAAACCACGUGACUGACAACAAACGAUGCCUCGCAUUGCAUGGGUCACGUGACUGCUUCAUUUUGCGUGUCGGUUUUCAAAAUGAAAGCGUGAUGAGCCGUGCCGCUUCAUGGGUUGUGGUAUUUGAUCGCGCGUCAGAGGAGUAUUUGUUUUCAGCAGUGGACGAAAUAAAAGGAACCUUGACCAACAUAGUUCAUGUGUAUUAUUAGUUUUGAUGAUGGGACUCAUCAAAAUGUAAUGUUUGUUACCGGUUUUCUCAAUUGUUGAUAAUGGUAUAUUUUUGACUUUAUAUUUGUGUGUUUUUAUUAUGUAAAGAACUUUGAAACUGCAUUGUUGCUGAAUUGUUCUACACAAAUAAACUUGAUUGAAAUGGAGCCAGCAAGAGGGGAAAAAAAUCAUCUGCGAAUACUUUGAGAUUAUCGCUCACAAGAUUCUUAAAUAAAAAUAAUUAACCUCCAAAAUUCUCACCUUCUUGAAAGGUCCACUAUUUCUUUAUUCUGCAAAGAUAUAUCAGUCUUGCACAGCAGAAACAGACUUAAAACUGUUGGAAGAGUAAAAUUCUGGCUGAUGAGUGAAAAUAUAAGGGAUCAGAGAGCCAAUAGAAAUCCAAGAAAAAGAACAUUUUUGAAGAAUUUUAGUUUUUCAGGAAGCAAAUCAAAACUCAAAGAAUGUCUGCCCCAACAAGCACUGCACUCCGAAUACACUAAAACAAAUGUCUACUGUCAAAUCAGUCUGAGUCACAAUGCUCUAUUAGUUUCAACAGCAGAUGUCACUAGUGAGAAAUGAGUGAACCACCGAGUAAUGAACUUUUGGGUGAAACAAUGGGCUGGGAAGCUUCACUGCUUCACGAGGGUUCAUUUGGCCGUCACUAGACUCAGAACCUAUAGUGUCAUGUUUGCCAUUGGAGUCAGGGGGAAUAGAAAACUUACAAAACAUGAGGGAGUCACAGAAGCCAGGGGAAGAUCAACCAUAGGAACCAGUAGAGAAGAGCAGAACAUGAGAGACUGGGGAAUGUGAUUACUGGCGUGAAGGCAGGAGAGCUUAAUUAGCAGAAUGGAUGUCAGCUGUGACAUCCUGACCUUAGCAGCGUUUCCGUUAAAAAUUUGCUCUGCACUUUGUUGACAUUCUACUAAAUAUCGAAAAGCACAAUUUUGAAUCUUACUUAAAAUCACACGUUAAUAAGUUUGUUAAUGCAAUUAGUCAUUAAAAAACUUAUGCGAUGCCAUCAUCUUCCAACAACUUCCUGUUAUCGUUUCCGCCUGUAUUAACGUCCCGUUGUUGAUCACGUGACUCGUGUGACGCAGAAACUUUUUCCAUUGCAGUUUUGAGAUUCUGAUACACCUUUUGUCGUGAGUUUUUUCGAAAUUGGCGUGUUUCCAUUAAGCUAAGUUUUUUUGUAAUUCCAGUUUGCACAAUUAUAUUCAAGCUUAUAGUCCACAGUUUUUGGACUGUGGGAGAAGGACGGAGUGGCUGGAGAGAAAACACAAAGUUCCUGAAAAACUUCCAAAGUAAAACAAGAACUAAGAUCUAUAACCAUAACUAAACACUGUGACUCACAAAAGAAAAUAAAUACACGUAUAGCACAGAAACGGAAUGAACAGAACAAGGUAAAGAAUGAAAAAUACUGGAUACUGAAAGUCCCAAAGAUUAUGAUAUAUAGUGACAGUUCAGACGGAAAGGAGACAUUCAGGAUGAGUUGUUGAAAUUAUUUCUCAAGUGCUGUUCAUCUUAGGUUUUUAUUUUUUAUUUUUUUAACUGUCAUUAAAAAUGUGUGUUUAUGGAAAUUGUAGAGAGAACAGGCUGGGGAAUGGAAAAAAAAGCCUGUUUUAGUCUAGCCACUAGGUGUAGCAGCAGCACCGGAAACUGGGAUGGUCCUCUGUGGAUAAAAGUCUGUACAUAAGAAUUUAUGUCUGCUUAUUGAUAACAAAAAUCUACAAUAAUAAAAACAGCAAAAAUGUGGUCAAUGACAUCACCUGCCUUCCAUUAUUAUUAUAUGAACAAUAAACUUCGAUAUCAACCAAAUAAUUACUCUCGCAAAUUAAAAUGCAGACAGAUGGGCCUUUUGAAAGUUAAAAAAGGUUUUCCUCAAUCAGAAGAGGAAAAAUAUGUUUUACAAAGUAGUUAAUGUUAUUGUUGUUUCUGGAAUUACCAAGUGAGAAUCUGUAUAAACAUUUGCCCUUAUUAAAAAUAUAAAUGAUU